Messenger RNA from Zingiber officinale, 1367 nucleotides. Its product is annotated as ELMO domain-containing protein A-like. The transcript is spliced from 10 exons. Lineage: Eukaryota; Viridiplantae; Streptophyta; Magnoliopsida; Zingiberales; Zingiberaceae. Bases 582 to 1238 code for a protein of 218 amino acids. The record is from RefSeq and is a predicted model, not a curated record.
UUCUUAAUCCACUGCCGAACGUCUUUCAGAAACAUACAUGAUUUUAAUCGGACCACCAUUCAUUUGAUCCAAUCCUGUGUCACUGUACGAAGCUGUAGCUCCAUCGGCUCACUUCGGUAGAGGCACGUGCUGCGCACGGGGUCGAUGUAUUUGUCGGUAUAGAAAGAAAGUUCUGGAAGCAGACUACGAGACGACGAAUCCGAUCCGACGCAGACACAGAGGGCGGCCUUCGUUCGCUCCCGCCUGCUCCUCUUUUUGGGUAUUUACUUCUUCCUCCUCGACCAUCUCCGCGCCAGAUCACUCCGGGGUUGCUAGCGAGAGGGAGACAUGGGGGUCGAGAGGAGCCACGGUGGUUGCAUGGCCAUCGGUUCGCUGCCGCCGCACUCCAUCUUCAGGUGCGCUCACAGCGCUUCCGCCGCUAAUGUCGACUCCAAUCCUUGAGUUGGGGAGAAGCUGUAGUAUAUUCUAUUUUAGUCGUGCAUUGCGAGUUGUAGGUCAGCCGAUAAGAUUUAUAAGCUCAGAAAGGUGAUCAGACGUGUGGUUCACCAAGAUGGAUCGGGAAAGGAUUAUCUUGCGUUUGUAUGAAACGCAAAGGAACUUAUGAGCGCAUUUGCAUGAAUCUCACUCCUUUGCAGGAAAAGAGACUUCAAAGAUUGAAGCAUCGCGUGAAUGUUUAUUUUGAUGGUUCAAGAUGUGAACAUCAGGAAGCUCUCAGGGCUCUUUGGUAUGCGACGUACCCUGAUAAAGAGCUCAGUGGCCUUGUAUCCGACCAGUGGAAGGAGAUGGGCUGGCAGGGGAAGGAUCCGUCCACUGACUUUAGGGGUGCCGGGUUUAUUUCAUUGGAGAAUCUUCUAUUCUUUGCGAAAACAUUCUCUAAUUCCUUCCAGAGGUUGCUAAACAAGCAGUUUGGAAAUCGAUCUACAUGGGAGUAUCCUUUUGCGGUGGCUGGUGUCAAUAUCACUUUCAUGAUAAUACAAAUGCUAGAUCUUCAAUCCUCAAAGACGAGGACAUUCGCCAGAGCGGUCUUCGUCCAAAUGCUGUCUGAGGAUGAGUGGGCUUUCGACUUGCUCUACUGUGUAGCAUUCAUGUUGAUGGACAAGCAGUGGCUAGAACGAAAUGCUUCCUACAUGGAAUUCAAUGAGGUUCUGAAGUCGACUCGAGCUGCGCUCGAGAGGGAGCUUUUGAUGGAUGAUGUACUUAGGAUAGAAGACAUGCCUUCGUAUAGCCUCCUUGGAUGACUAGUCGAAUUGUAAAUUAUGCCUAAUCGUCUUGCUCAGUUCAUGGUUCCUUCACUGUCCGUAUGAAUUUCUUCCUUUCGGUCACUCUUAUCACUUUGAGAAUGAAUCGACUUGCUUAAGUUUAGAUUA